Messenger RNA from Emiliania huxleyi CCMP1516, 774 nucleotides. RefSeq lists its product as hypothetical. The transcript has 5 exons. The record is from RefSeq and is a predicted model, not a curated record. The annotation marks the transcript as partial. NCBI's taxonomy places the organism in Eukaryota, Haptophyta, Isochrysidales, Noelaerhabdaceae.
GACACAGCUAUACACACCAACGAGGCAGUCGCUCUGCAUGCCACAAGCCCACGGCCCGAUCCCGUACAACCGUUACAACAUGCCGACCGCAUGCGACAACGUCGGAGGCGCCUGGGACGGUGGCGACGCGCCGUUCUUCCUCAAGAUCCGUGGCCUCACACCGACCGAAUGCUCUGCCGACUGGCUACGGAACGAGGCCGAGUGGUGCGUGGACGAGCGUGCGAACGAGCUGAGGCUCGUUGCCAACACCGCACCUACUCAUGCCAUUCGCAUGCAGCCCGGCAGGCCGCAGCCGUGCGCUGUGCCUUACUCGCUCACGCUACCGCUGGUGCCGACUUGGUCGGAGACCGUCACCGAGGUCCCCAGCAUGGGCCCCCUCGGCGUGACCCUCUCCGGUGUCCUGAUCGAGAGCACGCUGUGGGCGGUGCACAACGGCUUCAUAUUCUCGGACGAGCUGCAGUACGGCCACGCCUUGGGACCGCGCCCCCACUACCUGCACUACCACGCCGCCCCGCCGCCGCGGCGCGGCGGGAGGCCGGCGGAUGAGGAUACCCUGGUCGGGGUCGCGUUGGACGGCUACCCCAUCUAUGGCCCGCUCCCCAACACGGAGCUCGCCACCCUCGACGCGUGCAACGGCCGGAGGAGCGCGGCCGGGGGGUACCAGUACCACGCGCGGACGAUGGCGCAGGUGAACCUGUCGGAGCCGUACUGCGGCCGGCUGGGCGGGCGCGCAAACAACUGGAACCUCGUCCUCGGCUGCUUCCACGGCGUGGU